Cajanus cajan (pigeon pea) is the source of this 2851-nucleotide messenger RNA. Its product is annotated as DNA-binding protein, putative (duplicated DUF1399). NCBI's taxonomy places the organism in Eukaryota, Viridiplantae, Streptophyta, Magnoliopsida, Fabales, Fabaceae. The record is from RefSeq and is a predicted model, not a curated record.
GUACAAUGUACAUGUCUAUAACACACAUAAGACACACACACUAGUUGUAACUUACAAGUUACAAUGCUUAUGGCAAAGUCAGGGAAACAGAAAAGCACAUAAGCUUCUUCGGAUACAGAUCCUCCUUUUCAGGAAUUUUCGUGUCUGCAGGCUGUAGCUAAACCAUAUCUGCCUCGCUUUCUGGUUUCUGGAAGAUUGCAGUUUUUCAGGAUAAGUUGAGAGAUGGAACCACAACAAGAAAUGGAGUGGAAUGAAGCCCAAAAGAUUCCAAUAAGCGUGGACCUCGUGGUUGUGGCAAAAAAGCAGCUUCAGUUCCUUGCAGCUGUUGAUAGGAACCGUCACCUCUAUGAUGGCCCUACCCUUGAGAGGGCUAUCUAUAGGUACAAUGCUUGUUGGCUUCCCUUGCUUGCCAAGCAUUCUGAGUCUCGGAUUUUUGAAGGGCCUUUGGUAGUUCCUCUUGACUGUGAAUGGGUUUGGCACUGUCACAGGCUCAAUCCGGUUAGGUACAAAACUGACUGCGAGGAACUUUACGGACGGGUACUUGACAACUUUGGUGUUGUCUCUACUGUAGAAGGAAUUUAUGGCAGGCAAACUGAAGAAAUCUGGAAUAAAAUGUACCCUCAUGAACCCUACAAUGCUGAUUUAAUUAAUCUUCUCCCAGAGGAUAUGUCUGCAAGGAUUUCUAGGCUUGAAAAAUAUACCAAGUAUGAUCUGAUUUCAGCUGCUAAGAGGCAGAGUCCGUUCUUUUACCAGGUAUCAAGACCCCACGUGAAUAAUGAUCUCUUUAUCGAGGAAGCUGUGGCCAGAUACAAAGGGUUUCUGUAUCUCAUCAAGAGAAACAAGGAAAAGGGUAUAAAACGCUUUUGUGUUCCGACAUAUGAUAUUGACCUAAUCUGGCACUCUCACCAGUCACAUCCAGUUUCUUACUGUAAAGACCUCAAUGAAGCACUUGGAAAAAUAUUGGAACAUGAUGAUACAGACUCAGACAGAACUAAAGGAAAGAAACUGGAUGUUGGUUUUUCUGGAACCACCAAACAGUGGGAAGUCACAUUUGGUACAAGAUAUUGGAAGGCUGGAGCAAUGUAUAGGGGUAAUGCGCCAUCUCCUAUCACUAGUAACCCUUUUUCAUCUAGCAUGACUUGCAAGAAGUUUAUUUCUUCGAAUGAGUACCCACAAGAAAUUUCACUACCAGAUCGGAAAGUUAUGGAGGUUUUCUUGGAGUUCAUUGGGGUUAAAAACUUACCAGAGGGACAAGAAGGAGAUCUCUAUGUUUUAUUUUCCAAAUCACGGCCUGAUGCAUUCUUUGAUGCUAAAAGGAGACUGAGUAUUUUAUCAGUGUCUAGAGAGAAACAGGUUGCAUCUUUCCAGUGUGAACCUACAGGAGAGCUGCUUUUUGAACUCAUAUCCUCCACUACGUCCAAGUUAUCAAUAAGAAAAUCAACAAAGACACUUGGUUCUGCUUCUUUCUCUAUGAAAAACUAUCUUGACCCAGUUUCAAAACUCCAUGUUGAGAAAUGGUUGGAAUUGAUGCCAAGUUCUGGUACCAUGAGCUCAAAGCCAAUCUUGUUACGAGUAGCCAUCUCAUUUACUGUUCCGGUUCCUUCCCCAUAUACAGUAGAAAUGACUCAGUCUCGUCCAUUUUCCAAAAAUACCUGUCUCUUCAACCUUCCUGUUAAGCCACAGCAUGUUAAGAGCUGGACACAUGUCACAAGUGAAAAUGGCACCGGAAUCAUCAGCCUUCAAAUGAGGGAUUUGAAGAAUGCAAAGAACAUAGGAAACCCUGGAAAGGAGGUUGUUGGCCUCAUGAAGUCUGGCGAAAGUUGCACUCUUGCUGAGUUUACAGAAAAUGGUUGGUCUGUUUUGGAGAAUCUUUGGUUGCUUCAUCUUCCAAACAAAUGCACAGACUGUGGCCAUCUCUUCGAGCUUAGUGGUGCCAAGACGGUGAAAAUAUUUCCCGGAAGAAAGCUAGACUAUGAACCGAGACACAAUGGGAGACGGGGAAAUGAAAUGAACUUCCUAACAGCAGUUGAAUUCUCCACAGAAGAACCUUAUGGCAAAGCAGUAGCAUUACUUGACUUGAGAUCUAGACUUGUCACGGCAAAGGAAAAGUGGAUGGUGCUGCCUGGAAUCAUUUUGGCUUUUAUUGCCUCUAAUACAAUGAAAAAGGAAGGAUAUGAAGGCAUCAUUGCUAUGAGCAAAGAUUUGAAGAUGAAUGGACCAAAUGAGGAAAAUGAAAGGACAGUCUUGAAUGGAAUGGGGUUGAGUUCUAACGUGUGCAAUGAAGAUGAUGGGAUAAAAAAUAAGCCUGGACUUUCCAGUGGAGGCUGUGGCAUGGGCUGUGGGAAUGCCGUGGAAAGUGGCGGCUGCGGAGGCUGUGGUGCUGGUUGUGGCGGAGGCUGUGGUGGAGGGUGUGGAAGUAUGGUGAAGAGUAGUGGUUGCGGUGGUUGUGAUGGUGGUUGUGGUGGAGGCUGUGGAGCUAUGAUUAAGAGUGGUGGUUGCGGUGGUUGUGGUGGUGGUUGUGGAGGUUGUGGUGGUGGUUGUGGAGGAAGCUGUGGAAACAAGCUUGAGAGUAGUGGCUGUGGUGGUUGUGGGGGAGGUUGUGGUGGUGAUCUUGUGGAUACUAAAUGUGGUAUUGAUGAACAUUUCAACGAGGAGCUAAAGUAUGUGAAUGAAGCAGCAAUCACUGCAUGAAGCAUCAUGUUUCAUGAUUAUGCAUGUCACCAUUGUGUGUAUUUAUAUAGAGUAUUGUCUGUGUAAAGUUUUUUUACACUGACAACCAAUCAUAUCUUUUAAUAGUGACAAGUCAGUUACUUAUUAAUGAAAUAAUAAUAAAAUAAGUAACUUUAAAAGA